AUGGCCAGUAAAACAGAUCUUCAGCGUCUUGGAAUAUUCAAAGAACUGUCAUAUACCACUAUUGACGAUCCCUAUGUUCCACAGUAUUCAUUCUUUCAACUUGGCAGCCGAGAUAAGGCUUCACCACCGUUUUAUUUACCAGGUGGCAGGGGAAAAACGAAAGCCGGCAAUGAUGAUGGUUACUUUGCUCCAUUUCAAAGAGUUUUCUCGGGCGAAGCUGGAAUUACCAUUAGAGAGUUACGACGUCGAUGGUUAAAUGAAGAUAAGAGUAAACAUGUUUCUGACAGACCAUGGAUGCCAAAUAAUGGCCAAAAGCAUAGAUCCGGAGUUGGAAGUUAUAUGGGUUGUUUCCAAGAAGUCUACGAAGCAUUCGAUCCGUCUCUUGCUAAAGUUGAGCUUAAAACUCCAGAGAAGAAAAAUUUCUACACAAGUCCUGGUAAAAAGGGUACUGGUUAUGGAUAUACAGAUGUUUGCUUGAAUCCAUUUACCACAUGGCAACCAGGUGAUACUUUGUCAGGGAAUCGUUUCUAUGCUGAAGCGAUGGAAUAUCACAAGGCAAAAGUUGGUGGACGGCCUACUUUUGUAUCUACCUGUCGAAGUUUAGACGCAUUUGAUGGGAAUCCUUGGGCUGGGGGUGAUCCAUUAGCUCCCGGCGGACAGAUUGUAACAAAGUUGGGCAUUGAAAACUUUCCUGCUUCUAUGAGAAUCGGCCCAGUGUUUAUACCAUCUAGUCCUGCUAAACUUGACGGGGGAAUGAAAGACGGCACUAUUGGAAAGUAUCCAGAGUAUUCUAGUGAACCGUAUAUGCCUGCGAAUGCUAUUUACCGUCCACAAGAUAAAUCAAAAUUCGUUGCUGGUAACUGGAUACCUAAUCCAUAUGCAGCUGUCAAUAUACCACAACCAUCGAUAGUGAACAAAAAUAUAGAUUUGCGUGUCAAUGCUAAAACUCGAAAAGAUCGUCAAAAAGUUUGGGACAUUUGUAAAUGA
Molecule: messenger RNA, 987 nt
Organism: Trichobilharzia szidati
Lineage: Eukaryota; Metazoa; Platyhelminthes; Trematoda; Strigeidida; Schistosomatidae
Source: the annotation of a GenBank genome assembly